AUGAAAGAGGAAAUCGAAAAACUGAAGCAGGCUAUGAAAGCCAUGAAGGACAUAAUCGAUGACAACAAUAAAGAAAAAGCGUAUCAAAAAGCAAUUAACUUGAAUUUGGUACCAAAGGGCCCAACAACGCCAGCUUAUCCGACAACGCCACCAAUAAUCAUUGACCAAUCCAGGCUGAUUCUACUGUCCGUGAAUGAGAAAACCCCCGCUGAAUGGACGAAAUGGAGCAGCUGGCAGAAAUGCUUUUGUGGGAAACAGUUGCGAACUAGGAUAUGUCAGUACGAUGAUCCAUACUUUACAAAAGGAUGUGUUGGGAAAAGUUAUGAGUCGAGACCGUGUAACGUGAUUGAUAAUUGUCCUACCACAGCUGCACCACAGUCAUUGAUAACACCAUCUCAAGUGCCGCCGUUCGAAGCCAGUUAUAAAAAACCGCUGUAUAAGCCGCUUUCUGUUGCUAUAAGAAAGCCAGACGAUGAAAAGGCGAGCAGGAAUUUGGAUGAUGACAAUUAUGUUGAAGACGCUGAUGAAGAUAGUCAGCAGCUGUUGCAGCCGCUGAUAAUAGAUUGA
This is a messenger RNA of Gongylonema pulchrum, 567 nucleotides long. NCBI's taxonomy places the organism in Eukaryota, Metazoa, Nematoda, Chromadorea, Rhabditida, Gongylonematidae. The record is from the annotation of a GenBank genome assembly.